Messenger RNA from Cuscuta europaea, 1548 nucleotides. The record is from the annotation of a GenBank genome assembly. NCBI's taxonomy places the organism in Eukaryota, Viridiplantae, Streptophyta, Magnoliopsida, Solanales, Convolvulaceae.
UACAAAAAUACAAAAUUAAGAAUCUACGCACGGCCACUCUGCCCUCCCUUCCGCUCGGCCGAAGAUCUCCGCCUGCUCUUGCCGACCUUUGCUGCAUCGCCGAAGAAAGCCACAACUCGGCGCUUCCACCAGCCUGACGCAGCCCCCAGGUAUUAGCUUAUUGUUGCGGUUGAUGCCUUGAUUUCAAGAAUAAGAGAAUUUUCUCUUUCAGGUUGGACACCUCUGAUUCUGGGAGAGAAGGACCGCAAACUAUUGGAAUCCAAUACUCCUCAGGUUGUAUAUGACCAUCACUUCUUUCUCAGAGCUAUGACGAUUUUAUGAGGGGUGCCACCUCCAGUUCUUCGGGCAGCCUGCGGGCUGCUCUCUCCUAUUGUGUGCAGCAAGUACGUAACUAUGACUACCAUCACUACCUGUGCCUUCUCGAACUUCCUCCAACCAUGAGAAAAGCUGCAUUUGCUCUCCGUGCAUUCAACAUAGAGACAUCCCGAGCUGUUGAUGUUUCCUCUGACACUAAAAUCGGUCUCAUGCGCCUUUUAUGGUGGCAAGAAGCUCUUGGUAGCCUCUACACCAACAAACCAGUCGAGCAUCCAGUAGCCCAAGCACUUGCUUCUGUUGUGGUUUCCGAAAAUAAUGGUGAAGAGAACAGAUCUAAAAUCAGCAAGAACUGGCUGAAGCGGUCUGUUGAAGCUCGGAUUAAAGAUGCUAGAAGGGAGCUGUCCGACUCCUCACCAACAACAACCGUUGCAGAGUUGGAGAGAUAUGCGGAAGACACUGCCUCAACCAUUCUAUAUUCCACCCUUCAAGCGGGUGGCAUUACAUCAACUGCAGCUGAUCACGCGGCAUCACAUAUCGGAAAGGCAAAUGGCCUUCUAUUGCUGCUAACAUCUUUACCUUAUCAUGCAAGAAGAAACCGACUAUCUUUAUAUGUUCCGUCUGAUGUGGCCAUUUCAGAUGCUGUGUAUGACAUGGCAUCAGUUGCCAAUGCACAUCUGGACAAAGCUCGUGAGUUGAGAGGAAGUGUGCCUGUUGAAGCUCGUCCAGUGCUUCUACCUGCAGUGUCUGCCCAGUUUAUGUUAGAAUCUUUAAGACGUGUGCAGUUUGAUGUGUUUGAUCCACGACUAAGGCGGGGGAUUUUAGGGGCCCCGCCUCUGCUAUUCCAAUUGAAACUGAAAUGGUAUUCAUGGAGAGGAAAAUACUGAGGUAUGCUAACACACUCUUAAUCAAGAGCCGCAUGGAAUGGAAGUUAAAGACUGAUAACUAUCCAAAAAGGGCUCAAACUUUAUUUGGUAUGGACAAAAUUGCUGGCUCAAGAUAAAGACCAAUUCACAUGUUUCAUUUUCAUGUUUCAAUAAUAGAUUUGACAAUAUUUAAGAAAAAGUAAACCCAACAGAAUUACUCCAAUUAUUUUAUUGCUUAGGUGUAAUUCGUAUAUUCUUCGCAGGCUGUUGUUUGUGGAUUAGUGUUUCCCCGACAAAAAAUGAAAUUUAUACAGUUUUGAGAAAUUGAUUCGUAUAGUUUCCUAUGGUUUCUAAGCAUUUACAUUUACAU